Linum tenue is the source of this 2369-nucleotide messenger RNA. NCBI's taxonomy places the organism in Eukaryota, Viridiplantae, Streptophyta, Magnoliopsida, Malpighiales, Linaceae. The record is from the annotation of a GenBank genome assembly.
AUGCCUUCAAAAAAAUGCUUAACGUGGGCCCUGGGUGCUGAAUUGGCGAGAUCCCAUUGGCGAAGAGGACGUGUUCAGUGCAAGAAGAAAACCGUUGCAGGAAAUAGGGAGGGAGUUUCGGGGUGGAAGAAAAGAGGAUCGGCGAUUCUCCGAUUCGAUUCCAGGCGUCCCAAAAAUGGAGGUUUCCGCAGCUUAGAAGAAGAACAAGUUGAGUUUUCGUCUUUGAUUUCUUCCCUCUCUCGCCCCUCGGAGAAAAUGAAAGCCUGGGCGAAGCAGCUGAAGAGGUCGUUCGGGGCCUCAUUUCUAUGGCUCGUUUGCUUGAUUUACUUCACUCAGGUUUUUGCUCUCUUCUUCGUCCUUUCCCAUGAGCGCUGUCAUUUCUUCUGCACUCUUGUAGCUUGUGGAAAUGCCCCUGAGAAUUCGGAGAGGAAGGUAGGAAGGGGAUGGGGCUUGUUGGGUUUCAGAUCAUUUGUAUGGACAGCAGUUUCCUACCAGCUGAAAGACAAGCUUAAACUGUCACCAUCAGCCUCCCAGUUUGUGUCUUCAGUAGCAUUUUUCCCAUGGAGCAUUAAACCGCUAUAUGGGUACUGUUCUUUACUCUAUUUCAUAAUAGUAUCUGAUUGCAUCUCCAUUAGAGGAAGAAAGAGGAUACCGUACCUCAUAAUUGCCACCAUCCUCUCUCUGGUGCCAUGGCCGAUAUUAGGCCUGAAUGCAACUUUCAGGAACUCAAGCUGGCAUCUCAUGGUCUUGUUGACAGCACAAAACCUGGGUACUGCUAUGGCAGAUGUUGUGGUUGAUGCAAUGAUUGCUGAGGCUGUGCGUUCUGAGAAGGCCUCGUUUGCAGGAGAUCUGCAGUCACUUUCUUGGUUUUCAAUGGCUCUGGGUGGUAUAUGUGGAAGUCUAUUGGGAGGAUAUGCAUUAUCCAACUUACCAAUCGACAAAAUUUUCCUUCUUUUCACUGUACUCCCCGCAAUACAGCUUUUCUCCUGUGUUUUGGUUGAGGAGACUCCUGUAAGCAGUGGGGAUGUUCCUACAUCUGAAGAUUUAGGUGAUUCCCAUGAUAUGAACGGAAAUAGUCCUUCUGACGAGGACAGUUACUUUAUGAGGAAGUCCAGCUCAACUAUCUCCAAGAGGAAGAAAAGCAAAAAAAGGGGCAAAAAGAAGAGAUUUAGCAACAAAUCGCAGUUCGUUGAGAAAGAGAAUGCUGGAAGAUUAGGUUGGUACUACUCGUUGAAAUCAGCUACUUACAGCUUGUUACAAGCUUUCAGGAAGCCGAUCAUACUAAGACCGAUGGCAUGGUUCUUUCUGGCACACAUCACUUUCCCCAACCUCUCAACAGUCAUGUUCUAUUACCAGACAGAGUUCCUGAACUUGGACGCAGCUUUCUUGGGGACUACUCGUGUCAUUGGCUGGUUAGGCCUCAUGCUUGGGACUUUCGUUUACAAUCGACACUUAAAGACCAUGAAACUAAGAACGAUUCUACUAUACACACAUAUCGGGUUGUCCUUGUUGAGUCUCCUGGACAUUGUUCUUGUCUCCCGAAUGAAUAUUGCCUAUGGGAUAACGGAUAAGCAUAUGGUCCUCGUUGGAUCUGCUCUUGCUGAUGCAAUUAAUCAGUUCAAGUUCAUGCCAUUCCUGAUUUUAUCGGGACAGUUGUGCCCACCAGGCAUUGAAGGAACCCUAUUUGCCCUCUUCAUGUCUAUCAACAACUUUGGUUCCACAGUUGGGUCGUUUGUUGGUGCUGGAUUGGCUUCCUUCCUCAACCUCUCAUCAGGAUCUUUCGACAAUCUCCUUCUGGGCAUAGCGAUCCAAGUUGCCUGCAUCUACAUUCCUGUCCUUUUCCUGUUCCUAAUACCGAAAGAAGCUACUGGGGUAUCAGCAUAGAGUAUUAUAGUCAACUCACCAUUACCUAACUAUACAGCACACCUUAUUUUUGGGUCGGAAGAGAAAAGUUGUGUUGUUCAUCAUCAACAUCAAGUGCGGGAAGCUUAGUGUUUUAACGUUCGAGAACUUCCGAGGAUGUUGCUGCUUUUGAUCUGUAGUCAUCACAGGUAGAAUUUCAGCAGAUAUAUUGUAAACGCAGAAGUUUCCAUGUUAAAAGUAGCCGAACUUUGUGUUGUUUCUCAUGAGAUUCUUCAUCAAGAAACAGUUUAUUUGGGAUUGACUAAUCCUUUAUUAGAUAAAAUAGCUGGCCUGGCCCCUUGUUUAUUUUCCAGAGUGUGAAUGUGGAACUUUUGGGGAGGAAAUAGGAAUUGCAAAGAAGUUGGUGCUAAAACAUGGAAAAACGAUGUGAAACUUUAGGGUAGCAAAUAUAAAUUACCGAAAAGUUUGGGCUGCAAACUGAAAAAACUUAUAGAGAUGGAAGAAAU